UGAAAGCAAGGCUUCACCUUUAUUUUAAUAGAAAAAGAGUUGACGCUUUCGCACCUGUACUUGAUGAGCAAAAGCAAAAUCUCAUGAUAAUAACUGCCAGGAGGCCUUCUUAGGACUGUUUUACCUCUCUCUCACUUUAAAUUAUAAUAAUUUUUUAAGAUCAACCACCUUUCUACAUUGUUUUGUUCACUGAAUUACUUCCCCUGCUUGAGCUAAAUUCUCCAUCAAGGAUUUUGACUGUUGGUUCUAUGUUACAUAAUUUUAGUUCAAUAAAUUGGAAUGAUAUUAACUCUGAAGGAUGUAAAUAUGAUAAAUUUGCACAAUAUUCCCUUACUAAAUUAAUGAAUCAUUUAGCUACUUUGUACAUGCACAGAUUAAUGUUUAAACAUAAAAAACAAUUCCAAGUUACUGCAAAUGUUGUGGAUGCAGAAAAGAGGGUUGAGAAGGAGGGACGAACGAUUUUGCCCCAAUAUUCAAACCGUGCACAAUUCUAUAGUCCUUUAUUUCCUGCAUCAUCAGAGCCAUAUUUAUACGAACAUGUAAAUGCUUUAGAAACACUUGUUAGAUUAACUGAGGAUAAAGAAUUUGAAGGGAUUAGUGGAAAAUAUUUUGACGCUAAUGGUAAAGAAUUAAAACUGGGUGCUUCCGUUUGUGAUGUAAGGGUACAAGUAAGUAUUAUUAAGCAAACAAAUAAAAUAAAUUAUAAAAGUUGA
Meloidogyne enterolobii is the source of this 713-nucleotide messenger RNA. Lineage: Eukaryota; Metazoa; Nematoda; Chromadorea; Rhabditida; Meloidogynidae. The record is from the annotation of a GenBank genome assembly.